AUGUCUGAAGAAACGCCCUCCUGGAGAUCACUCGCUAGCGCAGCCUCGCGCUCGAUCAAAGGCUAUGUAUCGCAACGCGACUUCAGAAAACCGCUCCCAACCAGUCGAGAUGCCAACGUGGCGGGAAGUUCCAGGGGACAGACGUGGGGUCAGUGGGCUGGACAGAAACUCCGGCAAGUCCAGGGCGAAUCUCUUGGCGCGGACCAAUUGCUACUGUUCCCUGGCUGGGCCACAAGGAGAUUCCAUACUCCUCCCCAGGACCCUGCAUCGGAUGACGCUCCCUUUGACAUUGAGGUGUUUGUUACGGGAUACGCAUCACGAUCCAGUGGGCCCGGAUUCGGGACUCGUGGAGGCAAGGCAUUCAUGAGACUGGCAAGAAGUUAUGCAGCCUUACCAAAGCUUACGGCCACCCAGGGCUACAACGGAACCUGUACAACAGAUGCACAGCUCAACAGGUUGACACAAGAGCUUUUGGAAUCCGGACAUCUGCCCCCUCCACCUGAGGAGAUGGACGAUGACGCCGAACUCCGAGCGCUGGAGAGCCAGCUUCGAGAGCUCGACGUUGAUGCCGAGGACGCAUCCCCUGGUCUGAAUGCCGAGACAGUGUCCAUAGCAUCGUCAUGCACAUCUAACUCGUCAGCCCAGUCAACUGCCUCUGGUUAUGCCGCCUAUUCAAAUCCGCACGCAAAUGGGUCAAGCUCUAAUGUCUCUGCCGAGAUCCAGAAGUGGCAUACGAAUCUGGAGACAAGACUGCAUCCUUUCUGGUCAUCUGCACUCUCCGGACGACCAAUUCGUAUCUCGCUGUUCGCUACCGAUCCAUCGCUGUACAAGCAGGACCACAGCUUGGGGAAUGCGGACGACAGCUCGCACCAACCUCUUCUCCGCUGUGUUGUAAGCACUACCGCCGACGGGUCGUUCCAAACAAGGUUUCACGUCCCAUGGGCCACACUGUGCCAGCAUCCUCAUGGAGUCCAAAUUGCGUUCGGUGAUCGGUGCAUCGAAGAUGAGCUCUAUAUCGCCGUUGAACUGCCCCCAGCGUCUCAGUCGACAGGUUCCGCGGCGUACCAUUUUUCAAUGAGGAACACCAUAAGCGCUUCGAUUACAGUGCCACUCACGUAUGCGCCCGUGCGCGUUAUAUCCGACAUCGACGAUACUGUCAAGCUAGCCAGCGUGCUCAGCGGAGCACGUACUGUAUUCCAGAAUGUUUUUGUGAAGGAUCUGCACGAGAGCAUUAUUCCUGGUAUGGCGGACUGGUACACCAACAUGUGGAAGCACGGCUCCAAUGGGCCUUUCGAGAUCCUACCUAUUCUGAAUGAAUUCUUUCCCCUGAGUCGUCUCCCACCAGGAUCCGUCAAGCUGAGGUCGUAUGGCGGGCGAUCCCUUUUCAGCGGCCUUCUCUCCGCACCAGCAGUCCGGAAACGAGGAGGCGUUGUCGAGCUCCUCGACAAUUUCCCUGAUUCACAGUUCAUUCUAGUGGGCGACUCGGGCGAACAGGACCUCGAGCUCUAUGCGAGCAUCGCAAAGGAGCGACCUGCCCAAAUCCUGGCGAUCUUCAUCCGCGAUGUCAGCGCGAACUCCGGCCUGCCGCCUCUCGGCGACCCUACGGGAUCCAAUGUGUUUGAGAUGGACCGCGCUACCCCUCCACCCCUAUCCAGGAAGUCCAGUUCCAGAGGCAGUACUAUGCGUACGCCAAUUGCAAGAUCAACUUCGGACAGAGGUGGUACACCCAAAUACGCAGUGAGAAGGCCGAGAAGAAUGCAGUCAGAUACAAUGCUUUCCACGGCACCACUGGAGAAUUCAGGAUCGUACUUCACUUCAUCUCUUACAGAUUCCCCAGUGACAGAAGAGCCUGUACCCAUCGAACAAAUGUCGACGCAGUCGUCGCCUGGGAUGAUCACAGAGCAAGUCAGCUACGACACAUACGGGGAUGCUCGGCAAGUUAUGUCAGAGGCAGAGAGGAGACUAAGCGAGUUACAAAUGCGUAUCUGGCGAGCGAGGCUAGAUGUACCUGAACACAUUCCCUUGCGCAUUUUUAGGCAGCCAGAAGAGUGCGAGGAGGCUAAUAUCAUUUUGGACGGAUUAAUCCCAGGACACUGA
Messenger RNA from Postia placenta MAD-698-R-SB12, 2097 nucleotides. RefSeq lists its product as hypothetical. Gene Ontology annotation, cellular component: actin cortical patch. The record is from RefSeq and is a predicted model, not a curated record. The coding region runs from base 1 to 2097 and encodes 698 amino acids. The transcript is spliced from 4 exons. Lineage: Eukaryota; Fungi; Basidiomycota; Agaricomycetes; Polyporales; Adustoporiaceae. Gene Ontology annotation, molecular function: phosphatidate phosphatase activity.